Pipra filicauda (Wire-tailed manakin) is the source of this 1754-nucleotide messenger RNA. RefSeq lists its product as uncharacterized. The record is from RefSeq and is a predicted model, not a curated record. Bases 380 to 1054 code for a protein of 224 amino acids. NCBI's taxonomy places the organism in Eukaryota, Metazoa, Chordata, Aves, Passeriformes, Pipridae. The transcript is spliced from 6 exons.
CCACACAGCAGCUUGGACUUGCCUUGUUGCGUUGCUCAGUGAUACUGCUGACCUCAGUCCAGAAGCGAAAGCGAAAAUCCAUUAUGAAAUCUAGUUGCAUUAUAAAGAAGGAGGAGCCCGUCGUGUGCCUUUUUCUCUGGGAUCCAAGUGGCUUCUGCAUCUCCUGUGCAGGGCUCUGGAAGAGGAGCUGAAUGACUGGGAGUUGGAAAGAACUGCUCGGGCACUCGGAGAAGGGAAUGGAAGAGGCAGGAAAGCUUCCUCAGGCAAAGCAGCUUUUGAGGAAGAUGACUAAGGGAGGAGCCUGGUGAGCCUGACCUGGGACCACAGAGGAUCUCAGAGAGCAUCCAGCACCGCUGGAGCUGACACCCAGGGCAGCCAGAUGGACUCUCCCCACCUCACAGGGUUGUGUUUCCUGCUCCUGGCUGUUGCAGCUCCCUGUCCAAAUAUUGCCAUGCCCAGUGGUCAACCUGCUGAGACAACACAUGACCCUUCCUCUGGCAAAACAAAUGUGACAGUCUACUACUGUAAAGACUGUGAAAUCAACAUAUGUGAAUCAGGCACAUUUGAAAGAUUUGUAAAAAUUGCUGAAACAGAAAACAAGGGGAAAAUUGACUUGGUGACCAGGGAAACACACAUCCUUGUGUGCUUUCAGCAAGGAAAUUCUUAUUCUGAAGGAAUUUAUGGCAUCGUCUGGGGAAAAUCCGGGGGAUUUGGACACUCGUGUGCCAUCCUGAAUUCUACAGCUUUCUCAGCAAAUGGGAGAGGUAGCAUCAGUCCUGAGGAGAAUAAACUUUGCUGUGAAGCAGAAACAAAUAUCUGGGAGUCCAAUCUUACACUGAAGUGCCACACUGAAAUGUCAGGUGCAGAAACUAGAAAAGCACCAGCUGGUAUCCUUGGUGAGGAAAUUCCAGGUAGAAGGAGCAACAUCGUCAUCUCCCUCACAUUCCUGCUGUUCCUUGUGCUUUGUGCAGGAAUGGUCAGCAUGUAUUGCUAUCGGCAGCAUCGGAAUACUCAAGCUCUGCAGCUCUUAAUAACACAGAGAGGCUUCAGAUGAAGAAAGCCUCACAUCUUUGAAAAGGAUCUACAGAUGAGAAGACCUCUGUGCCAGCAGCAACUUUCUCUGUCCUGAUGCACACAACCAGCUGAAGCAACAGAGGCUGAUGUUCCAUGAGACCUCCUGGUCCCAUAUUCACAAAUGGUCUGGUUUUCACAAAUGCACCUUCACCACAUUCAUAUGUUCACCAAGGACUGUAAUUUCCACAAUUGUCCAGCUCCAGGCCUUCAUGAGCAGCACAAGCAGCACCCUGGAUCUCCCAUCCUCUGCUGGUGCUUGGCUGAGGACAGCAGCCAUCACAAGGUGUGUGGCUGACUCAGCAGCACAGCCUUAAACCAGCUGAAUUAUCUCCAGCUGUGUGCUCUGCUUUCUGGAGAUGUCUACUGGGUUUGUCCUCAGCAAGUGCUUUGUGUUUUGCAAUAUGCAUAGAUAGGCAAAUAUUUUUAUUCACAGAAUUAUGGAAUGGUUUGGGUUGGAAGAUCAUCUGAUGAAAUAAAAAAAGGACUAACAAUACUAAGAUGCCUGACUCACCAAAUGCCAUAAAGAUCAUAAUAUGGAAUAAAAAAAGGACUAACAAUACUAAGAUGCCUGACUCACCAAAUGCCAUAAUUUUGUAGCUGCAACUUCUUUUGACUGAUUUUAAUCUUCAAUUUGUGAUACUAUACUAGUGACAAUAAAACAACUCCUUAAGAUCUGGCUA